AUGUCUCCCUGGCUACGGCAGAUGGCAUUGUCUAUCAGCAUUGAGAUAACUUCAAGGAUGGCUCUGACUAAUCCCAUGCCACUUGGGCCAUGGAAGCUCACAGUCUAUGACCAAGAGAACUUCCAAGGCAAGCGCAUGGAGUUCACCUCAGCCUGUCAGAAUAUCAUGGAAUGUGGCAUGGACAAUAUCCGCUCUCUGAAGGUGGAGUGUUGCGCCUGGGUGGGCUAUGAACACUCCAGUUUCUGUGGGCAGCAGUUCAUCUUGGAAAAAGGUGACUACCCUCGCUGGGAGUCUUGGAGCGGCAGCAAUGCCUACCACAUUGAGAGGCUAACGUCCUUCCGGCCAAUCUGCUCUGCUAACCACAAGGAGUCAAAGAUUACCGUCUUUGAGCAGGAGAACUUUAUUGGAAACCAGUGGGAGAUAACCGAUGACUACCCCUCUCUCCAGUCCAUGGGCUGGCCCUCCAACGAGAUCGGAUCAAUGCAGGUGCAAAGUGGGGCCUGGGUUUGUUACCAGUACCCCGGUUACCGUGGUUACCAGUACAUCAUGGAGUGUGACCACCAUGGUGGCAAGUACAAACACUACAGGGAGUGGGGCUCUCACGCUCAGACCUUCCAGGUGCAGUCCCUCCGCCGGGUUCAGCAGUGAUGGCAGCUCGCCCAGCUCCCUUCUUCCCUCCCCCACCUCCUCCUCUUCCUCCUCCACCUCUUCUUCACCUCCACCCCUUCAUUUUCGAUACCAGCAAGCCCAGCACAGGCUGAACGUCUGGUGCAUUCGGUAAAUGUUUACAGCAUUUUCUUCUUUCUGCGUGCCAUCGAUUUGAAAGAAAAGAGUGAGAGGAAGCAGACUGAUUCUGUGAGCAGCACAGUGGUGUGACUUAAGCUUUGCUCCUUAUUGCAGUCAUGAUGCAGUCUGUGCAAAAGAGAUCAAUAAAGGUACAC
Molecule: messenger RNA, 941 nt
Organism: Carassius carassius (crucian carp)
Lineage: Eukaryota; Metazoa; Chordata; Actinopteri; Cypriniformes; Cyprinidae
Gene: cryba1a
Product: crystallin, beta A1a
Exons: 6
Coding region: 1-648 (215 amino acids)
Biological process (GO): lens development in camera-type eye; visual perception
Molecular function (GO): structural constituent of eye lens
Source: RefSeq, a predicted model, not a curated record